This is a messenger RNA of Rhinocladiella mackenziei CBS 650.93, 1197 nucleotides long. RefSeq lists its product as uncharacterized. Bases 1 to 1197 code for a protein of 398 amino acids. Lineage: Eukaryota; Fungi; Ascomycota; Eurotiomycetes; Chaetothyriales; Herpotrichiellaceae. The record is from RefSeq and is a predicted model, not a curated record. The transcript has 6 exons.
AUGAAUAAGAAUGACAGAUUCAAACCCUCCUACAAAUCGGAUGAUAUGGAGACCCAAACGUUCCUGGACCGGGUGGAGGACUUGACUGAUCUAGAGCUUGCCAUUCUCCUCAGUCUCAUAGCUCAGCAUCAUUGCCUCAUUGAAGCGCAGGAUGACUAUUUGGACGAUGUGGCUUCAGAACUUGCCUUGGUGUGGGCUCCCCCUCAAACGCAAACUAAGCCAGUGCUCACGCCACUCCAGAUCGUGAGAGACAUAUUCAAACUCUCAUACAUCAUCCUUGAUCGAGAAGACCUGCAAUCUGUUGACAGAUUUGGCGACGCCAUCCUAGACGACAACUGCGAGUUUGGAGAUGACCUAAGUGAACAUGACAACGAUGCCGAUGAUGCCAGCGUUCUUCAUUCCACAGUGACGUUCCGGACGGCACCAUCGAGCCACACAGAGCCAUCAAAGUUGGACAGCAGAAGAGUGGUGAACGUAGUCAUUGCGAAGGAAUUCAACUACGCUCAUGAGGACGUGCAGAUUCAAGUUCUCGAGCUCAUUCGAAAGCGGAGAAUAUAUAGCCGAACGACUGUUCAUCUGGCACCAAAAGUAUUCCUCUUUCUUCCCAUUGUCACGACCUCUUCAAAGCAUGUUAGGCUCAACAGACAUCUUAAUGACCGGAUCUUCAUGUCCCAUUCGCACAGCCCAGAUGACGGCUUUCCCAAUCUCGAAGAACUUGCGUAUGCCGACAAGUCCGACGAUGACGACUCUGCGGAUUCAUAUUCUCCAUCUCCCAAUAUGAGACGCCAGACCAUAAUUGCGAGUCGUCGAAUCGAUAAAAAGUUGAUCGAACAACUUCGCCGUCAAGGCCAAGCAACAACCAUCACUCCCGAGAUUCGAAGAUAUCUCCAAGAUGUCGUUGCAUUUCUGCGAAUGGAAAGAGGUGUUGACGGUGGCGUCACCCCGUAUGCGACGACGUUAUUUCUCACUCUGGCAAAAUAUCUCGCACCAUUCCAGGGAAUAGACUAUGUGACGCCCUCCUUGGUUGCGUUGGCCGCGAACAAGAUAUACCCACAUCGGAUCAUCAUAGCCACUCCAGAUCGGGAGCGCAGUGCCCAGUACGGGACUGAUCUAGCUUCGGCGCAAGAUCUGGUACAAGAUCUGGAUCCACACAAGGUGAUCCAGAAUGUGCUUGAGACUGUGGAGUGCCCAAUAUGA